This is a messenger RNA of Caenorhabditis auriculariae, 6068 nucleotides long. The record is from the annotation of a GenBank genome assembly. NCBI's taxonomy places the organism in Eukaryota, Metazoa, Nematoda, Chromadorea, Rhabditida, Rhabditidae.
AUGCUCCCUGAGACGGAAUGUCGUGUGUUGAAUGAAACGUAUAAGAUUUUAUUAGCCGAUUUCGAUCCUAGAGACGCCAUAAUAUUUUUGGAGGGCAGAGGUGUCUUUUCGGAGGAUAAUUCUGAGUUUGUCAACUCAAAGGUUCGUGAGUGGUAUGAAUUAUGAAUAUUGAGCAUAUUUUACAAGUUUUUUUUAAAUGAAUAUCCUUUCUUUUAUGCUCAAUAAUAAUUUUUUGAAUUCAGUCUACACGCUUGGAAAGACUCCAUCACUUUUUACGUUUCUUUCGUCGGCGAGCUGUUAACUUGAAUUGCCUGAUCGAAUACUUCGACUAUGCGGGACAGAAUCAUAUAGCCGAGUUUUUGCAAAAUGGAGUUGAUGUCUCACUUGAUUCGAAGAGAGAAAAGUGCGUAUCAUUUCACUCGGGUUCACGAAAGUUUAUCUAUGGUAAAGAAGCCCUCAAGAGAAAGUUUUGGGGAUUUGAUUUUAACUUCAUGAUUUCUUUUUCUCUUGGUUGGGAUUUCCAAGCUUUUUUUAAAAUUUAAACUUCAGUAGGAUCUAUUUAAUUUCUUUUUUCUGAUUACUUCAACCUCUUAGUUGUCGAUUUUCAUAAUAGGCUGCGUCCAGCUCCAGACACACGUAUGGCGAAAGAAGCUCUGAGCCGAGCUCUGUUGAUGGGCGGCGUCCCAAGAGCCGCGUCAAGCUUCCAUCGCAAUUCUUUGUUGGACUCAGCAAGAGAAAGUCUCUGUUCUCUUUCAUUCGAUUCAGGUAAAACUGUUAUUUUUAUGCAAAAGCAAGUUUUUCAGAGUCAUUCUUCGUCGUUUUGCAUGGACGUGCAGGAGUUGGAAAAACUUUUCUGGCGUCUCAAUUAUUGUCGACGUCGUCGGAGCUUGUUGGAGGGUUUUCAUUUAUUCGUUUCCUUUACAAAUCAUUUUUUCCAGAGUUUUCGAAUCAGUUAUAUGGUUACGCGAUGGAUCUAUGGAGAAACACAACGUUAUAAAAGUGUUUGUCGAUCUGCUGCUUAUGCUCAGGUAGGCUUUGAACAGUUUUGGUGCAAUUAUCUACUUAUUUUUUCAUUUCGGUUUCAGUUAAGUUAUGUUUUAGAAGCGACGAUGAAGUGCACAAUAUGCCUGACCUCGACAGUCUCACUUCUUCUCAGCUGAAAAUAAUGGUAAAAUGACCAUUUCUUUUUUCCAUCAAUUGUAUUAAAAAUUUUUGCAUGAAUCACUCUUUUUUUGAGGUGAGAAAUGCUUUGAUUGAUAAGCCGCACGCGCUAAUUGUUCUGGACGACGUCAUUCAAACAGAGACUAUCGAUUGGGCAGAACAGUUAGGGGUAACGAUGGGCGGUUCCUCAGAAGCCAUUGUGGGAUUAGUUGAGAUGUCUGGUGACGACCCGAAAUAAAGACGUCAUGGACAUCGUGUCCUCGCCGUUGGCCUUCAUCGAAGUGUCUUCUUUGGAUGACGACGAGAGUCACGCCUUUCUGCGUUGUUCGAGAUUCUCUGCUCCGGAAACGCCUGCCGAAGUGAAGCCCUGCUCAAAUUUUAAAUUAUGUCCUUUCUAGGCAGAAAUCGAGAGAAGCGCCGUUCGUUUUGCCAGUGGAAAUCUCGCAAUGCUGAGAAUCCUAUGCCAACUGAGUGAGCUGAGAUUCGAAAGGUGAUGUCUGAGCAAUUCUUUUGCGAAACAGUUUGGAAAAAAGAGUUGUGUUAGAUAAAUGGUGAAGAUGCCGAGUUCUAAGCUUUAAUUUUUGUCGCUUCUUUGCCGAUGGAGAUUUUCUAGCAAACAAUACAUUCUCAAAAACCUUCUUCGUUGAAAAAUAUUUUUUAACCCCACGAGUUAGCUCCUUGACCUGACUAGGAAACUACUCGGACUCGGGUACGCGUUUCAAGUUGUAACUUUAGUGGCUCCUAGACCCGCGUAAGAGUACUUGGAAACAAGAGAGAUUAUCUGCUAAACCCCAUAGGCUUCUGAGAAAAAGAUUUUUGAAAAUGCACAGUUUAGGCUUGAAAAUUAUCAAAUUUCAGUUUUCCUUUUUCUUUUGGCUAAAAAUAAAUUUUUUUAGAGUUUAUCAUAGCCGCAUCAUUCGAAGCGAUUGUAUUAAAAUAUAAAAUAAGGUAAAAAGCAAUAUUCUGAAAAAUUCUCAGGCCUAAUUUUUCGGUGGUAUGAAAAAAACACCAGCGAAAAAUCCAAACGGCGACUUUUCCGAUUUUUUUCAUAUCGCUAGGGAACUUUCCGACGGCCACCUUUCCGACGAAAUUUUUUUCCGAAUUUUUUUCCCUUAUAUUUUUUUCGGCUUAUAAGACAUCUAUUUACAUUUUUUUCCUAUUUUUUUGUUUUAAUCAUGAACCAACUACCUACUUUAUAUAGGAAAUUUAAAACGAAUAUUUUAUCGAGAAAAAAAGUCGGAAAGGGAUUCGUCGGAAAGGUGGCCGUCGGAAAGUUCCCUAGCGAUAUGAAAAAAAUCGGAAAAAGUCGCCAUUUGAAUUUUCGCUGGUGUUUUUUUCAUACCACCUAAUUUUCAAAUUUUCUACUAAUUUUUUUCUCAGUUCUUUAUUAGGUUUAGCAGAUAUUCACACUUUUUCAAGUCUUCUCACUUAGGUCUAUAAACCACUAAAGUUUGAGCUCGAUCCGCGUAGCCGAGUCCGAGUAGUUUCCUAGUGAGUCACACUGUUUUACAAUUUAUAAUUUUUUUCGAAAUUGUUUUCUCGAUUUUUUCGGCGAAAAAAAUUUCCAGCGGUUGAAAUUUCAUGGAUUAUAGGUUGCUAUUUCGGAUUUUUUUAAACAAAAAAAUUCAAAAAAAUUUUUUUCUGAAAUUUUUCUUGUAAAAAAGCAAACCAUUCAGCGAAAAAAAUCUCAAUGAGUUCUUUGGAAAACUUUUAAUGGUGCCAAAGGAAAUUUUUAAGAUUUUGUGUUGCCUCAAUAAUUUUGACCGCCUUUGAUCACUACUUGGCUGUUAUUUUUUGAGUUUUUCAUUUCACGUUAUAGUCAAUUUUUCUCGACUUGAAAGGCGAGGGAGGCGGGUCUUGAUGCGUAGCGUGUUCGUACGCGGUUCUUGGCCCGAGUUCAUUUCAACCGCCAGGAUGGUAGGAAGGAAUUUUGGGUUCCCGAAUAUUCGUGAGCGUUAAUUGUGCAUAUACCAAUCUUAGAGGCUCGAAUCUUUGAAUCUUCGCAAACGAUUCUUGGGGAUCUUCAUUUCUUUUCUGAUUUUUUAUAAUUUUUCCAAUGUUUUUGUUAACAGAAGUUGAUGGAGAAUAUAUAUAGAGUGAAUGAAAAAUGUGGUAGCCGUUCUGCAGCGAAUAUUUGACUACGUGUAUGCGAGAAAGACGCAUUAUUUGAUAAAAAUUGAGUUGAAAAAAUCAUAGUGUUCAUUUGUGGUCGAAACAUCACAGUGUUCCCAAAUAGGCGGCAGAUGUGGUCAUUGGGCGUGACCGUAUGCAAUGGGGGCGCGGCUUAUUGCAAUAGUGGGGCGACAUUGAGAGCCGAUUGUUGUGCAUUUACUGGAUGAAAACAUAGCGUUGAAUAGUGUUUUUCAACGCCUCCUUGAACUUUUAUAGUAGUUUCAAUAUAGUCCAACGCGCAAUGAAUCUAUUGAGAAUGGAAUAUGAACCGAACCGUUUUUGUCAAAAGAUUUAUCACACGAAAUGCCUUUUUUUUCAGGACGAUUCGUCGCGUGAAGUCCUAAAACAUUUUUUGAAGGAAAAAACGCAUGACGGUUCCUUCGAAAAACGCAUUUUGAAUUUUCUGAAACGAAAGAAAAAAUCAAUUGGCUUCGGCACAAAAAUUUAUAACUCAAAAAGUCAUUUUAGACAACAUAUGUUUUGUAAAACGUCAAAAAAAAAAUUUCGAAAAAAAAAGCUCUGGGCCUUUAUCUUAAGAAACUCAUUCUGAGCAUUUUAAAACAAAAACAUGAACCAAGUAACUUCUGCAAAAAAAGUUACUCUUCAAAAUGUCAAUUUUGUCGAAAUUUCGGGACCAUCUCGCUCAAAAAUUAACUCACGUACCUCUCAAACGCAUCCAACACGGUUAUAUUACACAACAGAAAGUAAAACGAUUCAAAAAUCUAAAAAAAUAAGCGAGAAAAAGAGAAAAAACUAUAUUUAAAUUGAAUGAAAUUUUGAGAGACUGACACGCGCCGCACCGCGUUGCGUUAGAAGGAACUCGCGUUUUCGCCCCAUUGAGACGACCAUUGUUUUCGCCUGCGCUUGCCCGUUUUGAAACACUGUGAACACGGCAUUUUCACAAUAAAACGACAAAGGAAAAAAAAUUUAGGAAAAAAAAAGAAGGAAAUUCAAAAAAAGAGGGGAAUAUUCCCAAGAAUCGUUUGCAAAGAUCCAAAUUUUCAAAGAUUCGAGCCUCCAAGAUUGGUGUAUGCACAAUUAACGCUCACGAAUAUUCGGGAACCCAAAAUUCCUUCCUACCAUCACCGCCAGCGACUAUUUGGAGAGCUCGUUUAUCGCUCUUUUUUUUUUUCAAAAUUAUUCAUUAUUUUUUUACAUGAGGGCAUUAAAAAAAUAGUAAACCAUAUGGAAAGAGAGCGAUGACCGAGCUUUUUGAAAAGUCGCUGGCGCUUGAAUUGAACAUGUGCCAAGAACCGCGUGCGCACUCGCUACGAAUCCCGAACCCUGCCCCGCCCCCCUCGCCUUAAAAGUCGGGAUGGAUUGACUUCAGCGAUUGCAGAUUGUCGCAGUUGGUCCGCAAAGCAGAGUCUCGCGGAGUAUCGACGCUCAUUUGCAGGACACCUUACAGUUUUUCCAAUCUUCAUGAAGCUUUGAAUCGCUCAGUAGAAGAGUUAGACGUCUCUGACCGCGAUUCAUUGGCUUGUCUCGUGCUCAUUCCUCCUAACACGCCUGUACCUCUGGAGGUACAAUCAAUUUACUCAUAUAUGAAGAAAAACGAAAAAAUAGCUGAACAAAAAGUUGGUUCUUCCUACGAUUCAACGUUUCAGCGGAGCUUUAAUUUAAAUUUUUAUCUAUCAACUCAGAUAUGGACCUCGAUCAUACCCGUCGACACGUGUGAUGCUGAUGAAUUGCAAGAAGAAGUCGGGGAAAAGCUCUCGAGGUUGCGACGGAAAGGGUCUUGGACAGCAGCGGCGGACGGCUGUUUCAGCGUCGACGCCCUCGUUCACUUCUACUUGAUAGAAGUGGUUGAUAGUGCGGCUAUCAAGGUCCACCAAAUGGAUACCGUAUCCCUCUUUCAAAGAUUUUUUUUGCAGGGGAUCAUCGCAAUGUUCGAAGAGCGCGUCAGCAUUCUGAUUAAUAACAACGGCGGUAGAAAUGCUCUUCUGCAAAACUUUGUACAAUCUCAUAGUGAUUUCUAUGAAAAUUUGAAACGUUUGUAAGUACGUGUAUUUUGGCGACAUUUCUUUUGAUGUUUAACUAGUUUGAGUUCCUGUUUCUGAUGAAGUCUGUACUAUUUCUUUGCCUGAAAUCGGUUUUCAAAGGUUCGAAAGUGUUCGUUUCUUGUCGGCGGUUGCAGCUUUUUCUACGUUCGCUGUCAUUCCUACAGUUUUGACGCGCAUAUUAUACUUCCAACCCAAUCUGGCGUCUAUGUUGAUUUUUUGCAGCACUCUUCUCACAUUCCAAGUUUCUUUUGUGAUUUUUUGCCUGAUCUUGUUUCUAGUGGUUCCGACUGUUUGGAACAAACAUGACACGAGAGAGGCGAGCCGUUUUUCGUGAAGUUAAUAUCAUGAAUACUUACCAACCAAGAGCUCUCACUUCUGGUUACCUCUUUGUGGUUUUAUUUUUCAUUUCGUUUUUUGAAACAAAACGACCAAAAUUUGAGCCAGACCCACCUACGCCAUGUUCAGUUCCGAUCGGUCGUACAAACCCUAGCACUUUCAACGAGUUGAGAGACAUGGUUUUUUGUUCAUAUAAUUUUUAUUUUCAUGUUCUUGCAGCAUUAUAAAGAUGAGUUCGUGAUGGCAAAUCGACAAAAGAAAGAAUUUGCUCGCGAUGAACUUCAUGUUUUGUUUUUCUUUGAUUAUCGUUUCAAAAUUUUCCUAGCCUUGCAGAGUGAAGUUGUACGCAUCGAAUUUGAUGACGAUGCUUCUGAUUCCGAUUCUCCCGAGAGCUAA